This is a messenger RNA of Protopterus annectens (West African lungfish), 1852 nucleotides long. RefSeq lists its product as uncharacterized. The record is from RefSeq and is a predicted model, not a curated record. NCBI's taxonomy places the organism in Eukaryota, Metazoa, Chordata, Ceratodontiformes, Protopteridae. Gene Ontology annotation, molecular function: MHC class II protein complex binding. Gene Ontology annotation, biological process: positive regulation of T cell activation; antigen processing and presentation of exogenous peptide antigen via MHC class II; immune response. Gene Ontology annotation, cellular component: membrane; MHC class II protein complex. Bases 173 to 1852 code for a protein of 559 amino acids. The transcript is spliced from 10 exons.
UUUGAUUGCCAAGUUCUGCUUUUUUACAUAGAAAUAGCAACUAAUACAUGUAGUAACACUAGUUUUAGUGUGUACUCCAGAAGCCUGCAGCUCAUUAUCUUGGUGUAAUCCCUGAUGUUUACAGAGUUCCUAGUGUUACAGAAGUAUUACAGUAACAGAACCUCCUGAAAAAAUGAACACACUUGGUAAACAAAGUAAAACUGAUGUAUGGAAUGGAAACAUGGCACUGUGGUGGUCUGUCGUUGUUAUGUUCUUACUGAAGAUGUCAGCAGGACAACAAGUGGACCAUGUCUUGCGUCAGAGUACUACAUGUCAGAAAGACAUCCCUUCUGGAGAUUUUGGUUUCUAUUUUGAUGGUGAUGAAAUGUUCUAUGUGGACCUAGAUAGUAAGGAGGUUGUAUAUAAACUCCCAGAGUUUGAGAAGGUCUUUUCCUUUGAAGCCCAAUAUGGUCUGCAAGAGCUUGCUGUCUGUUUUUUUAACUUAGAUAUAUACAUCAAGAGGUCAAGAGGUAUAUCCGGUCCAAAAGUGCCACCAGAAGUGAAAAUAUACCCCUCACGGCCUGUGGAAGUUGGGAAACCCAGCACUCUCAUAUGUCACGCAGGUGGCUUCUUCCCAACUGUCCUUAAUGUCAGCUGGUCAAAGAAUGGAAGUCCACUGGAAGAAGGGAUCACAACAACAGAUUUCUAUCCUGAAAAGAUAUUUGCAUUUCAAAGGUUUUCAUACCUGAAUUUCAUUCCAGACGAGGGAGAUAUUUACAGCUGCACUGUUGAGCACCCAGCUCUCGACCGACCAACUACAGUAUUUUGGCAGGCUGAAAAGCCACUCCUACAUGAAAACAGGACAGUUUCACUCAGUAUCCACAGGAAACUCAAAGGGAUAUAUUUAUAUCAGACAAUUGUAGAUUGUCUCUACAUGAAUGAUGGUGAGAUAGUGUUACUUAUUCAGACAAUCAUCUACAACAAGGAACGACAACUGUUUUUUGACAGUCGAGUUGGCAAAUUCAUUGGCAUCACAGAAAAUGGAAAGAUAGAUGCAGAGUAUUUUAAUAACAACACUGAAUAUUUAGAUAAUCUCAAGGCUGCGGUUACUACAUUUUGCAGGUACAACUACAACUUAAUGAAGGAUGUCAUUGUGGACAGAAAAGGUGAUUCAAAGGGGUCUUUCACCGUGGAUAUUGACAUGAUUGAUAUUAGGGAAACAUCUGAGUCUGGCUAUGAUGGCCAACAAAGUAUUGAACAGUCUUCAGGGGAUCAUAUCUUGCGACAGAGUACAACAUGUCAGAAAGACAUCCCAUCUGGAGAUUUUGGUUUCUACUUAGAUGAUGACGAACUAUUCUAUGUUGACCUAGAUACUAAAGAAGUUGUAUACAGACUCCCAGAAAUUGAGUCGGUGUUUUCCUUUGAAGCCCAAGGUGGUCUGCAAAACCUUGCUGUUUGUAGACAUAAUCUUGAUAUAUACAUUAAAAGGACAAACAGCACAUCUGGUCCAAUAGUUCCCCCAGUAGUAAAAGUAUAUCCCAUGCAGCAUGUGAAGCCUGGAAAACCGAACACUCUCAUUUGUGCUACAGAAGACUUCUUUCCAUGUGUCCUAAACAUCAGCUGGUCAAAGAAUGGAAUCCCAGUGAAAGAAGGGAUCACAGUAACAGACUUCUAUCCUGGAAAAGAAUUUACAUUUAAAAGGUUUGCAUACCUGACUUUCAUCCCUGUUCAAGGAGAUAUAUACAGCUGCAAUGUAGAACACCCUGGUCUUGACCGGCCGACUACAGUAUUCUGGCAGCCUGACAAUCCAUCAGGAAAUGAAAAUAAAACAGUUUCAUUCAGCAACUACUACAAAUCCAGUGGUACGUAUUGA